This is a messenger RNA of Vicugna pacos (alpaca), 3599 nucleotides long. It is a transcript of the gene NALF2, whose product is annotated as NALCN channel auxiliary factor 2. NCBI's taxonomy places the organism in Eukaryota, Metazoa, Chordata, Mammalia, Artiodactyla, Camelidae. The record is from RefSeq and is a predicted model, not a curated record. Gene Ontology annotation, molecular function: stretch-activated, monoatomic cation-selective, calcium channel activity. Gene Ontology annotation, biological process: calcium ion import across plasma membrane. Gene Ontology annotation, cellular component: plasma membrane.
AUGGCCAGCGGGAGCCACGGGGCCGUGCCGCUCGGCGGCCGCCACAGCGGUGCGAACGCGAGGCGGAACUGCGGCGGCGUCCCAGAACCCACAGGGCUGGAUGCAGCUUGCACCAAAUUGCAAUCUUUGCAGAGACUUUUCGAACCAACCACACCGGCGCCCCCUCUGCGGCCCCCCGGCGCCCCUAUCCGUGCCCCGGCCGAGUUCCCCUCCGCCAAAAAAAACUUGCUCAAAGGCCACUUUCGGAACUUCACUCUUUCCUUUUGCGACACCUACACAGUCUGGGACUUGCUGCUGGGCAUGGACCGCCCCGACAGCCUGGACUGCAGCCUGGACACCCUGCUGGGGGACCUGCUGGCCGUGGUGGCUAGCCCGGGCUCCGGGGCCUGGGAGGUGUGUAGCAACUGUAUCGAGGCGUAUCAGCGGCUCGACCGACAUGCUCAGGAAAAAUAUGACGAGUUCGACCUCGUGCUACAUAAAUACUUACAGGCAGAAGAGUACUCAAUCCGGUCCUGCACGAAAGGCUGUAAGGCUGUCUACAAGGCCUGGCUGUGCUCAGAAUACUUCAGCGUGACCCAGCAGGAAUGCCAGCGCUGGGUGCCCUGCAAGCAAUACUGCCUGGAGGUGCAGACCCGGUGCCCCUUUAUACUCCCUGACAAUGAGGAAAUGGUGUAUGGAGGGCUCCCUGGCUUUAUCUGUACAGGGUUGCUGGACACUUCGCCCAAGCGGCCGGAAACCAAGUGUUGUGACGUGCAGUGGGUCUCCUGUGAGUCGGAGAAGAAGAAGUUCAAGGAGUCUGAAGCCCCCAAAACCCACCACCAGCAAUUCCACCACUCUUAUUUCCACCACUACCACCAACAGUACCACCAUUACCACCCCCGACACGACCCCCCAGGCCACAUCAGCCACAAGCCCUCCCUGCUGCCGGUCUCUGGGGGCUCCCGCCUCGGCCCCAGCAGGAUCCGGCUCUAUGUCCUUGUUCUCAUGCUCCUCCAUACCAUGGUGUCCUUCUCCAGCAGCCAGGGUGGUGGGGGACCGGGGCUGGAGGCACUGCCUGCCCUAGAUGAGGGCCUCACUCGGGAAGAAUGACAGCAAGGUUGGAGAUCAGACCUCCACCACACACCAACAUCAGCUCCAGGCCCCCCCAGGGGGAGGGGGAGGGGCUCCUCCCAUGGGAGGUGUAGGACCAGGUUGGGGGUGGGGGAAAUGGGGGACCACGCAUCACCUCCAACCAACCCCCACCCCAAAAGCAGCUCCCACAGAACCGCCAGAGGGCCUCAGGGAGCUGCAAAACUCAUCUGGGAGAAAAAGGCAAGAGCAGCAGGGGCCCCCGUCCUCAGGCCCCCAUCUGUGGGGCGUUAGCCAAAAAAGGUAAAGGGGGUGGGGGCUGGAAAUGCCCACCCCCACUGAGAGUCCUGACCCCAGGGAAGGAGGCUGCUCACCCAGCCUUUGCCCUGCAGGGAAUGUUGGGGGGCACAGAGGGGAGAAGCUCUUUCCCCCCUCCGCAUUCCUUUUGUUGCCACGAUCCUUAAUUCCCUCCUGCCCAUACCCCUACAGGCAACGGCAGACGAUGCAGUGGCCCUCCUUCCUGCUCCAGCACGCCUUGUCCCACAUGCGGCCGCCACAGGGAAGGGCCAGGCUGGGACACGAGGUGUACACAGUUGCAGCUAGGUCGGAGCCCCAGUUUUAAGCUGUGCCCCACUACCCUAGGCAAUGAGGUCUAGGAAUAGGGUGCAGAACGAAUGGUGAGAGAGAGUGGAGACAGGGAAGAGGGAGAGGAGAGGAAAGAGGUGGGCCGAGGGCUUAGAGAGAUGGCUGAAUGGGCUGUUGCCACUUGGCUUUGGGGAGGCAGAUGAUCAGUGUCAAGGCAGGCUCAAGGACAGCUCCCCAAAUCAGAAAGGGUAGCCUAAGGAGCCCUCUGAAAAAAGAGCACAGAGACUGGGCUCUUGGGCCUUGAAACAGAAGGCUGAGGGCAUGUGGUCAGACUGCCGCUGUCUGAAGGGCCAUAUUUUCCAGAAGGUGCACAUACUCCCAAGGGCCGCUCUUGCCCUGGAGAUCUUGGCCUUGGGGCCAAAGACGUUUCCAUUUCUGAUCUCCAUGGGGAGGAGGGACUUAAGCCCAAGUGGGUCAGGCCUGGCCUGGGUCCCCAGACUCCCCUAUCUUGCCCUAGCCCAGGCCUCCAUGAAGGAAAUCCUGGUGGCCGUGCCCCAGGGCUUUCCAGAGAUGAGCCUCCCUGAUCCCCAGCCUGUCCCUGCCCCCAGCCUACCAAAGAGUAUUCAUCCCUUCUGAUCCCUAACCCCAUGGGUUGCUAUCCCAACUGUGGAACCACCAGACUGCUCCUCACCCUGUAGCAGGUCCCCUAACCCAGCCACCCCUGCCCCUUGCUGGAGAGAGUCCUGAAACUGACAAGAGGACCAGCUGAAUAAAGACAAUGUGCUGUCUGUUGUCCCUUGGCUGAGAGACUUGUCAUGUCAGUCUCUCGUCAGGCUAGAGGGCUGGAUGAGAAAGGAGGCACAGAGAGCCCUUUCGGGGGGUCCACUAAACUUGUGCUGAUCUCCUGGGAUAUCUACAGGCCCAUAGGAGCAGACAAGAAAGGGAGCCGUUGCCAGGACAGGCCAAGGGGCUUUCAGUGCCAGAAAGGGCCUGUGUUCUAGGAUGUGGUGCCAGUGAGUUAAGGGGAGGGGUGGGCCUGGAGUUGCAUUUAGGCAAAGCGAGAGGGAGAGGGGGAAGCAGCUGGAAUUGGCUGGUGGGGGGGAUACAUGGGAGACCUCCCUAGUAGAGAGGGAAUCAUCCAAGGAACUCAGCUGAGUCCCCACAUAGGCUUUGUGAGACUGGGGAGUCCUUCCCUGCCAGUGUUCUUUCUCUCAGUGUGUACCCCUCCCCUCGCCCCUUUGCCCUGCCCACAGACUCCCUGUUUGGCCUUCAGCAUUUCAGGCCUAGCCACAUACCCCAUCCCUAGAGUGCUCUUUUCAGCUGGGGAGGGGAAGAGGUGCUGGCUCCUUUCCAGAGAUGCUUAUGUAGAUGUGAGAGAUCCUAGGUACUGCCUUCUAACUCCUGCAUCCUCAGGAGGGGAAAAGGGACUGGGAAGUAAAGGGGGACCUGCAGGCCCCAGGGAAUGGACCCUUGGAGACUCCCAUCCCCUCUUCCCACUCACCAAGUGCCCAGGAGACCCCUGGCUCAGACCAGCCCAGGGCCUUGCCCAGUGGCAGGGGAAAGGGGCACCUCACUCCACCUCGAAGUCAUUUGACUGUCCUCCACCCUACCACCCAGAUCAUCCACCACCACUCCAGCUGCCCCUGCCCUCUGUCACAGGCAGCGAAGCUGGGCAGCUUUCUUAUGCCAUUUUCUACACUGUGCUUCAUAAGUAGGACUUUCUUGCACUAGUUCCUAUGACUGAGUCUCCAAGCUGGAUUCCUAGUAGUCGCCCGUCCCUUCCUCCCUCACCUGGCUACAAUUCAGUUGUUGCCCUUCCCCUGCCUCCGUGUUUCGGUGAGAGUCUCUGUAUGUGUACUGCUUUCUGUUUUGUUGCAUUGUGGGGCAGAGACCUCUCUGCUCUUGUUUAACCCCAUAAAGAAAUAAAUGUUAAGACUUGAUAAUAA